Messenger RNA from Bolinopsis microptera, 1092 nucleotides. RefSeq lists its product as uncharacterized. The transcript has 7 exons. Bases 50 to 835 code for a protein of 261 amino acids. The record is from RefSeq and is a predicted model, not a curated record. NCBI's taxonomy places the organism in Eukaryota, Metazoa, Ctenophora, Tentaculata, Lobata, Bolinopsidae.
UAGUGGGAUAGAUAUAAGGGACGAGUGUAGUUCUGAGAUAAAGUAGCACAUGGCUAACGCGAACGAAAGUUUUCGAGUUCAGCAGCACCGUGGUCAAUCUGGUCAGAUCAUCAUGGAAAAGAAGAUGGCAUCGAUCGUCUUGGAGACUAUGUUAAAGAAGAAAGAAGAGGAAGAGGGUGCUCGGAACUCUGCUCGUAGUUCAGAGAGACAACUCAAAAUGUCAGUAGCAGAGACAACUAAAGAAAAUGCUAUUUUGAAGGAGCAACUAAGCGAUGUUAGACUGGAACUGAAUGAGAGCAAGAAAACUAAUGCUAUUAUACAUAAGAAGCUGGAUGGUCUAAACAGUUUUGUUAAGAGGAUUGGAGGCAGUACCGACUUUAUGCUCAAAGGAUCCACCUCCUUCUUUAGAAAGGAGAAUCACACUCUUAAAACUAAAGUCUCUCACACCAACAAAAACCUGUCUGAUAUAAAGCUGCUAAACGAGGACCUGGUGAGAACACACGAGUUAGACAGGAGAGCUAUUGAGGAACUGUCAGCUACUAUCUCGGAUCUGGAGUUCCGUAUCAGAAUGGGUAUCGUAUCAGACGAGUACACGUCCGAGUAUUGCCUAGCUGCCCACGAAGUUGUGGACCACGAGAUGUCCUGCACUAAAUCUAAAAGGAACUGUGAAAACUGUGAUAUUCUGAAGCUGCAGUUGGCGAAGAAUUCUAUUUCACUUCAGUGUCUAAUUGGGCGUCUUAAACAGAUGGAAGAGUCCAUAUUUGAACUGAAGAACGAGAAAAGAACUCUCAACAACCAGAUAUUAGCUCUACAAGACGAGAACUUCAAAUAUUGAAGAAACUGUAAAAUGUAAAUGACAUUCAGAUUCUCAUUCACCGCGUUGUUGUAUUCCAGUUAAAUUCAUAAAGUUCUUAAAUUAAGUUCUUUUAUCAUUUUGGGACUGCAACUGUCUGGCAAUAAACGACUACAAGAAUAUUGCAUGUACAGCCACAUGAUUGGUAAUCGUUGGGUGGAGUUUUUUUAAAUUUUAUAGUCUGUAAAUAAUUAAUAAUGUGUCUCAAUUUUGUGAAUUUAUCAAUCAUGGAAUUUUGA